Molecule: messenger RNA, 1245 nt
Organism: Penicillium concentricum
Lineage: Eukaryota; Fungi; Ascomycota; Eurotiomycetes; Eurotiales; Aspergillaceae
Exons: 2
Coding region: 1-1245 (414 amino acids)
Source: RefSeq, a predicted model, not a curated record
AUGGAGGCUGCAGGAAUUGCCUUAGCACUUCUGCCACUUCUCAUCAAUCAGCUCGAUAACUAUGUCCAGGGCCUUGAGGUCAUCAAGAGCGUCGGAGCCAAGCGUUACCGCAGGGAACUUGAAGGCUAUUCAUCAAGCCUUGGAACCCAACAAGCCAUCUUCGUCAAUACCCUGGAGCAGGCCCUCGAUGGAGUGGUCGAAUACGAAGGUGGGCUGGACGAACUGAGAAAUAACCCUCUCAGGAAUUUGUGGAAAAGACCGAAUCUACAAGCGAGUCUUCAUGAAAAGUUAGGAAGGGACUUCUACCCCUUCAACCAGAGUAUGUUAGAGAUUGCGACUCUAUUAAAGGAAUUGUCUCGAAAAUUAGGACUGGACAAGAAUGUUGCGGUGAAUUAUCGAGUCGACCAGUCUGCUAUCAAAAGGGAGGUCAAAAAGUUCAAAGACAUUUUCUCGAAAAGCAUCUACCUCGAUCUCUUCGCUCGUAUUGACGUAGCCAACAAAACCCUGAAUACCUUAGUGGAGCAGUCCGAUUAUCGAAGCACAAUACAAGAACGGAGAAUAUCAAAACGACCCCUAUUGCGCCAGAAAAGAGCACAAAAACUAGCUCGCAGUCUGCAUAAUGCAAUAAUACGGGGCAAAUAUUGGAAAUGUGCUUGUCUGGAUCAACACUCAAUCCAUUUUAUUCUUGGUUAUCCGCCAGAGGACAUAAAUGAUACCAAAGAGUCCUCUCGCGGCCCUGGAUUUCGAAUGAUAUUCCCUUCCAGCAGCGCCAUAGAUCUUGCCAAGGAAUGGUGCGAGAUUGAGGCCGAAUCGGAUACUAUUCAGUCGAGCGUGGAUCCUUUGGGCAGUCAAGAGAAAGUUCUCUCCCCUAAAAGGAAGGCCAAAGUACAGUUUGCGUUUGAUGAAUCAGCUAGAGAUAAGCCAUCCAUGACGUCUGAUAUGUCUUCGGUGCCUCCGAUUGUAGACAUCUGCUCAACGCUGUCUACCAUGGGGAGCCACGGCGAGACAAAUGAACCUAUUGGGUUUAUCUCUGAUGAAAACCACCGCCACAAUAUGUAUUAUGUGCGGAAGCUGGCCGGAAGUCUGAGAUCGCAAUCACUCUCUGAGCUCAUCGCGGCUUCAAGUGAUAUAUUCAAAGCGCCUAGUGGCAGCUUUCAUUUCACAUGGGGCUACCGUCUCCGCGGUGCAGUUAAUCUCGCCUGCAGCGUGCUCCAAUUUCACGGAAGUUGGCUGAAAAGCCAGUAG